AUUUAACUGUUGGACUGAGAUUGAAUUCGGGGUUUUGGUUAGAGCCGACACUACACAUGGUAAGCCAAAGUAUACGUUUACAAACCAAAUCCGGUCAACGGCUUCAAAUUUCGAUCAUUUUAGGCCACUGUUAAGGACUUUAGUACGUACCACAUCUACAGCGGAAGUUGGCAAUAGGCCUAUAUUGGGGAUGGACUUCAGCGGAACAUGAGAUUCAUUCAAGUGAUUUGUCUGGGUUAAUUGAAGCUCAUGAUCAAAAAUAGUUGAAUGAGAAUUUUUUACCGAGCUCAACUUUUUCCGUUAAAAAGAGAGAGAAAAUAAAAUACAAUCCGAGCGGAGAUUUUUAACUGGACAACAAUCAAAAGAAGACAACGCUUAGUCAGGAGAUCAAGAAAAGACAACUCCCAGUAUGUUAAGCAUAAUGUCUGGAGAGUUUGUGUGAAAAAUGCAUUCAAUGACAAAAGAGGACAAAAACAAAUUGAACAGAAGAUCUAGAGGAGCCUUCAAAAUGUGAAAUCUGUAAAAAGGUUCAGGCAUCCAUCAUGCUUAAAGCAACGCCACACGACACAUUAACUUGAUAAAUCCCUUCAGUACAUAUGGUAAGGAAUUUCAGCCGUCAUCUAUCCUAACGACUCAAUAUCACUACAAGAAAUGGAUCUUGCUACUAGUGUAAAGUCUUCGGUAAGGAGUGUAAUGAGCUCUGGUAAUGAAUCUAGUCAGUUAUCUAACCCACUAAGAGCAGAUGAACCAUACAAGUGCGAUGUCUGUGGAAGAGGUUUUGUUGAUUCGUCAACACUGCAAAUUCAUAUCAGGACACACACAGGAGAGAAACCUUUCAAGUGUGAUGUGUGUGGUAAAGGAUUUAAAGACUCAUCUACGGUAAAUAGACAUUUUAAGAUACACACAGGAGAGAAGUCUUACAAGUGUGAUGUGUGUGGUAUGGGAUUUAAUCAGUCAUCUUCACUUCAGAGACACAUCAAGACACAUACGAGAGAGAAGCCUUACACAUGUGAUAUUUGUGGUAAGGAGUUCAGCAAGUCAUCAACAUUUCAGAUACAUUUGGGGACACAUACAGGAGAGAAGCCUUUCAAGUGUGAUGUGUGUGGGAACGGGUUUAAUCGGUUAUCGCACUUAAAGCGACACCACAAGACACAUACAGGGGAAAAGCCUUACAAGUGUGAUGCUUGUGGUAAGGAUUUCAGGGAGUCGUGUACAUUAUUGGUACACCUCAGGACACACACAGGAGAGAAACCUUACAAGUGUGAUGUCUGUGGCAAGGAAUUUACUGAAUCGUCUACACUAAGGAAACAUCUUAAGAUACAUGCUGGAGAAAGGCAGUAUAAAUGUGAUGUAUGUAAUCGAGGGUUCAAUCGGCCAUCGCUCCUGAACACGCAUAUCAUGACACAUACAGGAGAAAAACCGUACAAGUGCGAUGUAUGUGGAAAGGGAUUUAGAGACACUGCUACGCAACAGCGACAUAUUAGAACACAUUCGGGAGAAAAGCCAUACGGAUGUGAUGUAUGUGGUAAGGGAUUUGCGCGGACUUCGCAGUUAAAGAGACAUCAGAUGAUACACGAAGGAGAAAAACCGUACAAAUGUGAUCUCUGUAGUAAAGAGUUCAGCGAAUCCUCGAAGCUUCAACGGCAUUUCAGUGUUCAUACCGGAGAGAAGCUGUGCAAGUGUGAUAUAUGUGGUAAGAGCUUCAGUCGGUCGUCACACCUAAAGACACAUCGCAGGACACAUACAGGAGAAAGGCCUUACGCCUGUGAUUUCUGUGGGAAAACUUUCAGCGAUUCCUCAACGCUACAGGUGCAUGUCAGAACACAUACAGGAGAGAGGCCUUACGAGUGUGAUGUCUGUGGCAAGAAAUUCAAUGAAUCGUCUACACUGCAGAUACAUCGCAGGACACAUACAGGAGAGAAGCCUUAUAAGUGUGAUGUCUGUGGUAAGGAAUUUACGCAGUCUUCACAUCUUAAGAUACACCUGAGGACACACACUGGAGAGAAACCGUACAAGUGUGGUGUCUGUUGUAAGGAGUUCAGGGGUUCGUCUCUGCUACACAGACAUCUCCGGACACAUACAGGAGAAAAGAAGUACCAUUGUAAUGUAUGUAGUAAGAAAUUUAGUCGUUCUUCCCACCUGAAGGCACAUCUAGGGACACAUACAGGAAAGAAUCUGUGUGAGCCUGAUGGGGCUGGUAAAGAUAAUAAUAAAGAUUCCUUUUCACUUCUGGUUCAUUGUGGGACACAACCUGGAGAGACACCCUGUAACUGUGAUAUAUGUGGUGGGACGUUUAGUGUUAGGUCUGAUCUGCUAACACACUAUAAGACACACACAAGUGAGGAGGUAAAUCAACUUAAGGUCUGAUCUGCUAACACACUAUAAGACACACACAAGUGAGGAGGUAAAUAACAGCGUUGGAUCUGAUCAUGAGAUGGCAUUAAGUGCAUCCUGGCAUUACCAACAAAACCAGUUAAUGAGAAACAUCUGCGGUGCCUCAGAGUUAGUUGGUGAGAACGUUGGUGUUAAUGAGACAACUUCGUUAGUGAGACUACUGAUGUUAACAAGAUUACUGAUGUAAAUGACACAACCGAUGUCAAUUUGUGUAAGGGCAGCUACUGGAGUUAGUGAGACUCGUGGUGUUAGUGAGACUCGUGGUGUUAGUGAGACUCUUGGUGUUUGUGAGAUUCGUGGUGUUUUUGAGACCCGUGGUGUUUGUGAUACUCUUGGUGUUUGUGAGAUUCGUGGUGUUUGUGAGACUCGUGGUGUUUGUGAGACCCGUGGUGUUUGUGAGACUCGUGGUGUUUGUGAGACUCGUGGUGUUAGUGAGACUCGUGGUGUUAGUGAGACUCGUGGUGUUUGAGAUUCGCGGUGUAUGUGAGACUCGCGGUGUUUUUGAGACUCAUGGUGUUAGUGAGACUACUGGAGUUAAUGAGACUCAUGGCGUUUGUGAGACUUGUGGUGUUUGUGAGACUUGUGGUGUUAGUGAGACUCGUGGUGUUUGUUGGGCUACUCGUGAUAGUGAAACUUCUUGUGCUAGUGAUACAACUAAUGUUAGUGGGAAUACCAGUGUUAGCGAGACUUCUGGUGUUAGUGAGAUCGAGACUUGAGACUUCUAGGGAUUUAAGUGAGAUUUCUGGUGUUAGAGACGUUGAUGGAAAACAUUCAGGAAUGAAGACGCCCAAGUCUGAUGAGGGUGGACUGGUGUUUACAUGUUCAGCGUGGAGAAUAUCCUACAGAAGUAUACGAUGACAAAAAUGGAGAAUUCAUAGCAGUGCUAUACAAAUCGGCUGGGAUUUUUUCAAAUGUAGUUGGUAAGAUAUAUUUGACUGCAUGCAAAAUACUCGUUGUUUAGUAGAAGUAAGCUUGGCUAGAUGGUGUCGUAUGAUAGCCCGUAGUAGAAGUAAGCUUGGCUAGAUGGUGUCGUAUGAUAGCCCGUAGUAGAAGUAAGCUUGGCUAGAUGGUGUCGUAUGAUAGCCCGUAGUAGAAGUAAGCUUGGCUAGAUGGUGUCGUAUGAUAGCCCGUAGUAGAAGUAAGCUUGGCUAGAUGGUGUCGUAUGAUAGCCCGUAGUAGAAGUAAGCUUGGCUAGAUGGUGUCGUAUGAUAGCCCGUAGUAGAAGUAAGCUUGGCUAGAUGGUGUCGUAUGAUAGCCCGUAGUAGAAGUAAGCUUGGCUAGAUGGUGUCGUAUGAUAGCCCGUAGUAGAAGUAAGCUUGGCUAGAUGGUGUCGUAUGAUAGCCCGUAGUAGAAGUAAGCUUGGCUAGAUGGUGUCGUAUGAUAGCCCGUAGUAGAAGUAAGCUUGGCUAGAUGGUGUCGUAUGAUAGCCCGUAGUAGAAGUAAGCUUGGCUAGAUGGUGUCGUAUGAUAGCCCGUAGUAGAAGUAAGCUUGGCUAGAUGGUGUCGUAUGAUAGCCCGUAGUAGAAGUAAGCUUGGCUAGAUGGUGUCGUAUGAUAGCCCGUAGUAGAAGUAAGCUUGGCUAGAUGGUGUCGUAUGAUAGCCCGUAGUAGAAGUAAGCUUGGCUAGAUGGUGUCGUAUGAUAGCCCGUAGUAGAAGUAAGCUUGGCUAGAUGGUGUCGUAUGAUAGCCCGUAGUAGAAGUAAGCUUGGCUAGAUGGUGUCGUAUGAUAGCCCGUAGUAGAAGUAAGCUUGGCUAGAUGGUGUCGUAUGAUAGCCCGUAGUAGAAGUAAGCUUGGCUAGAUGGUGUCGUAUGAUAGCCCGUAGUAGAAGUAAGCUUGGCUAGAUGGUGUCGUAUGAUAGCCCGUAGUAGAAGUAAGCUUGGCUAGAUGGUGUCGUAUGAUAGCCCGUAGUAGAAGUAAGCUUGGCUAGAUGGUGUCGUAUGAUAGCCCGUAGUAGAAGUAAGCUUGGCUAGAUGGUGUCGUAUGAUAGCCCGUAGUAGAAGUAAGCUUGGCUAGAUGGUGUCGUAUGAUAGCCCGUAGUAGAAGUAAGCUUGGCUAGAUGGUGUCGUAUGAUAGCCCGUAGUAGAAGUAAGCUUGGCUAGAUGGUGUCGUAUGAUAGCCCGUAGUAGAAGUAAGCUUGGCUAGAUGGUGUCGUAUGAUAGCCCGUAGUAGAAGUAAGCUUGGCUAGAUGGUGUCGUAUGAUAGCCCGUAGUAGAAGUAAGCUUGGCUAGAUGGUGUCGUAUGAUAGCCCGUAGUAGAAGUAAGCUUGGCUAGAUGGUGUCGUAUGAUAGCCCGUAGUAGAAGUAAGCUUGGCUAGAUGGUGUCGUAUGAUAGCCCGUAGUAGAAGUAAGCUUGGCUAGAUGGUGUCGUAUGAUAGCCCGUAGUAGAAGUAAGCUUGGCUAGAUGGUGUCGUAUGAUAGCCCGUAGUAGAAGUAAGCUUGGCUAGAUGGUGUCGUAUGAUAGCCCGUAGUAGAAGUAAGCUUGGCUAGAUGGUGUCGUAUGAUAGCCCGUAGUAGAAGUAAGCUUGGCUAGAUGGUGUCGUAUGAUAGCCCGUAGUAGAAGUAAGCUUGGCUAGAUGGUGUCGUAUGAUAGCCCGUAGUAGAAGUAAGCUUGGCUAGAUGGUGUCGUAUGAUAGCCCGUAGUAGAAGUAAGCUUGGCUAGAUGGUGUCGUAUGAUAGCCCGUAGUAGAAGUAAGCUUGGCUAGAUGGUGUCGUAUGAUAGCCCGUAGUAGAAGUAAGCUUGGCUAGAUGGUGUCGUAUGAUAGCCCGUAGUAGAAGUAAGCUUGGCUAGAUGGUGUCGUAUGAUAGCCCGUAGUAGAAGUAAGCUUGGCUAGAUGGUGUCGUAUGAUAGCCCGUAGUAGAAGUAAGCUUGGCUAGAUGGUGUCGUAUGAUAGCCCGUAGUAGAAGUAAGCUUGGCUAGAUGGUGUCGUAUGAUAGCCCGUAGUAGAAGUAAGCUUGGCUAGAUGGUGUCGUAUGAUAGCCCGUAGUAGAAGUAAGCUUGGCUAGAUGGUGUCGUAUGAUAGCCCGUAGUAGAAGUAAGCUUGGCUAGAUGGUGUCGUAUGAUAGCCCGUAGUAGAAGUAAGCUUGGCUAGAUGGUGUCGUAUGAUAGCCCGUAGUAGAAGUAAGCUUGGCUAGAUGGUGUCGUAUGAUAGCCCGUAGUAGAAGUAAGCUUGGCUAGAUGGUGUCGUAUGAUAGCCCGUAGUAGAAGUAAGCUUGGCUAGAUGGUGUCGUAUGAUAGCCCGUAGUAGAAGUAAGCUUGGCUAGAGUGUGUCGUAUGAUAGCCCGAGCUAUGUCGUAUAAGUGUAGUUUUUAGUCAUGUUUUCAAAACAAAUCACAGCAGUUUGUGUGAUAUAAUAUAUAUAUAUAAUAAAUGGUUUUAGGUAUAUAUCGAUGACAGUGGACAGUAAAAGUGUUCUUGGAUUCUGUAAACGUACAUAGUUAUAACAGUCGUCAUAUUUUAGCGCUUUAAACGAUACAAAUGUUCAGCUGACUAUGCCUUUUAGAGUGUAUGUAUGUUGUUUUGUAUGGUGUGCAUGUAUGUUGUCGCCUUUUUAUCAUUCCGCUGACCUAUCCAAAUGUGAUAUUAUGCUGAACUUCUUUUGUGCAAAGGAGUGCUUUAUAUAAUACAUGUACUGGCAGUAUAUCUUUCCAGGUUUUGAUUUGAUUUGUAUUUUCAAAUAUUUUCUGAUUGUAAUGAAAGGAAGUGGGAGUGGUGUAAUGGGUCAGCCAUCCAGAUAGGGGGUGGGAGUUGGGUAAUGGGUCAGCCAUCCAGAUAGGGGGUGGGAGGGGGGUAAUGGGUCAGCCAUCCAGAUACGGGGUGGAAGGGGUGUAAUGGGUCAGCCAUCCAGACAGGGGGUGGAGGGGUGUAAUGGGUCAGCCAUCGAUAUAGGAGUGGGAGUGGUUUUAUGGGUCAGCCAUCCAGACAGGGGGUGGAGUGGUGUAAUGGGUCAGCCAUCGAUAUAGGAGUGGGAGUGGUGUUAUGGGUCAGCCAUCCAGAUAGGGGGUGGGAGGGGGGUAAU
This is a messenger RNA of Mizuhopecten yessoensis (Yesso scallop), 6408 nucleotides long. Its product is annotated as zinc finger protein 62 homolog. Bases 652 to 2367 code for a protein of 571 amino acids. The record is from RefSeq and is a predicted model, not a curated record. Lineage: Eukaryota; Metazoa; Mollusca; Bivalvia; Pectinida; Pectinidae. The transcript is spliced from 2 exons.